GCCAUGCUCAUGAGCAGAGAACUGACAACGGCGAAACAAUAUCAUCAACUAGCCUUCGUCGCUCAUAAUCAUACCCCUAUCCCUUUGGACAAGAAGACAUGACCGUCAGCACAGACUCGGGAAGCAACUCGCCGGUUGUAAUCUGCGCUGAGAAUGCAGCCUUCUUAUCCCUUCUUCACAAAGUUCCGAUCCUCCCUUCCACCCACCCCGUCACUGAUCUCAGUCUCGGAGCUGGUCAGGGGACGAGGAUCCUCCCCAUUGACCGAGAGUCCCGUCUUGCGGGGGCAGUAGCUCUAUUAACCAGCCUGUCCAACGACAGCAACUGUAUCACCGCGGCGUCCAUCGUAGAGAAUCAAAAAGAUGACCGGCUGGAUGUCCUCGUUGCCGUCAACCGAGCGAAGGAGAGAGACCAGGGGCCGUACUUGGACAAAGUCGCCACUGGUCUCAGGACCGUGUUUGAAGUCCUGGCGCGCGCUUCUCAUAAGGACGAGCCCCAUGUGAAAGCAGAGGUCUUCACAGCGGUCGUCACUGUAUCAUACGCACGGAUUGUCGGUCGACUACGUUUUAUCAAGCCUAACCAAGGUCGUAGGAAAGGAAAGAUAAGGACACCUCUCCGUGACAGCCUUCAGCAGGCAUCGAAUGCUGUGCAAUCAAUGCGACAACAGCUUCAAGUGGCCGGACUGGGGGAGACGGCUGAGGCGUUCCUGGCGGCCUCCAAACCCAUGCUUGCAGCCCUAUUGUCGUUCGAGAAUCACCAAACAAUCGACGAACUUGAGUCGGUCAUUGGCGAGGCCCUACGCUGGUCGCAGUCAGGGGAUAUCGCGCGGCUCUUUAAUGCUAUCCCCAACCGCAUCAUGAGCCCAGAAACUCUCCCGGCUCUCCUCCGUAACUUAAAGAAGGUUGCCCAGUAUCGGAUUGUCUCCCGGGACUUGUACAGAAGUGCUCGAAGAUUCCCGAUUCUUCGACGAGCCAAGGUCAUUCCGAUUGACCUCGGUGCUGAAGCAUUUGUCCGGCAAACGCCAGGCCAUUAUCAGCCUGAACUCGAUCGCACUCUGAAAAGGAUUUCACCUGAGAAUUCUCAAAAAUCCGCCUUCGUCCAGCUUUCCAAGUUUGUGAAGAAAAGCGAAAAUGAACUCAGAGAAGAAUUCAAGUCGAAAGUCAGACGGAUCUUGAAAGAGUCGAAAAUUCAUGCCGAAGUUCAGAUUCUAGCGUACCUGGAAGAUAGACGCCCUCGACUUCCACCCCGAGUAGUCCGGUCGAGCAAGAAGGCCUGCUUUCUCUGCAACUCGCUUUUUGCUUUACACAAGACGUAUUCCAUCCCUCAGUCCCACGGACGGCUCUACGAAGGCUGGCGUUUACCAUGUAUGCCCUGUCUCCAGGGGCUCCAUCAGCGCCUGAAUCAUUCUCUAGAGUUGCAAGCUAGAAAGAGCGUCGGAUUCCUCCUCCAGCAGAGACGUCCGACAGGCUACCCCGACCCUUAUGAGAGCAGUGCCCUCAAUCUGCCUUGUUCAACAACCACUGUAAAUACAAAUACCACCAAGGGGGUAUCGGUUGAUCAACCAGUAGAACCUGGAGUCGACAUGGGGCUGAAACAGGCCUCUGAAGCGAACCCAGAGGUCGAAGAAGAAGAAACGGACCGAAGCAGCAAAGUUGAAGCGGAGGCUGACACGGAGAAAGAGUCCCCCGACUCUCUCAGUGAGGUUGAGCUCUCGAGUACCCCAUCAGAACCACCGGAGGUUCGAGGACCAUCACUCAGCUUGAAAGAUGACAACUCCCUUUCUGCCGUCUCGUCCACUAAUUCCAACUUGGAGAAUUUACCCUGGCGAGAGGUCUCCUUAGUACAAGGCCGCACCUACGCUCACAAGCUGAACUCGGGCAGCCAAUCUUGUCUCUACACUCUCGGGAAGUUUGAAUUAUGCCUGGAGCACUUCAACGAGAGGGCUUCCUCGUCCUUCCCUCCCAAACGAUUGAAGUAUGAGAUUAAAUGGCUGUACUCGGACGAGGCACAGUCUCUUAGAGAGCAUAGGCCUGUGACCUUGGUCGACCCGAGAGCACUCUCUCCUGGCGAAGACGUCGACGCUUCGGAACAGAAUCCGAUAUAUUUUGUUUCGGGGGAAGAGAUUAUCCAGCUCACACUCCAUUGACGGGAAGAAAAAGAAAAGAAAAGGACUGGGUUACGGGGGCCUGAAUAUACGACAUGUUCCUAAAGAGGAUGGAUAACUUGCGACGGCAUGGGGCAUGACAGGAACAGGGUGACGGAACACUUGACU
This is a messenger RNA of Sodiomyces alkalinus F11, 2270 nucleotides long. RefSeq lists its product as hypothetical. The transcript has 2 exons. The coding region runs from base 99 to 2144 and encodes 681 amino acids. Lineage: Eukaryota; Fungi; Ascomycota; Sordariomycetes; Glomerellales; Plectosphaerellaceae. The record is from RefSeq and is a predicted model, not a curated record.